Molecule: messenger RNA, 1716 nt
Organism: Trifolium pratense (red clover)
Lineage: Eukaryota; Viridiplantae; Streptophyta; Magnoliopsida; Fabales; Fabaceae
Product: mitochondrial division protein 1-like
Exons: 8
Coding region: 58-1506 (482 amino acids)
Molecular function (GO): protein binding
Source: RefSeq, a predicted model, not a curated record
UCAAUUUACCUUUUUUCAAUCAAUCAUCUUCCCAAAAUCUUACAUUUUUAGGGUUUAAUGGCCGCUUCACCACCACCACCACCGUCAUCACCGCCGUCACCGGCAACAACAAUAACCGAUCUAAACGAAGAUUCAAUAGGUCACUGCGCCACAAACUUAACUCUCCGCGACGUAUGCAAUCUGGCAAUGAGCUCCACUGCUCUCAAACGCCUCGCUUAUUCCGAUUCCGUUUGGCAUCACUUGUUCAAAGAUCGUUGGCAUAGAGAAUUAGCUGGUGGCAGUAGAACCGCGGCGGCAAGGGAAGUGUACAUUUCUAGACACAAUGAUUUGCAACAGUUCAAAUUCAGUGAUCCUUUUGUAAUCAAUAAUUUUCAAGCAAAUGCUCCUAAACCUUAUGAUCAUUUGAUUCUUCACCGAAACAAUGUUUUCUUUGCUCAGGGAUCAGUUGCAGGAAUGAUGAAUUUUGAUGAUCAUCAAAAGGGAGCAGAAGGGUUUGUCCAUACGAUUCACAAAGCGAGAAUCACUUGUAUGAGGUUGUUUUCCCUGGGGGAGCAAAAUCUUGUGGUUACCUCAAGCUGCGAUCACUCCAUUCGUUUGUGGGGGAAGGCUUCUUCUCUGCGAUGCUUGAGAGGUCACAAUGGUCCAGUGUUAUCACUAUCAAAUGAAUUAUUGGGAGACGAUGGCAGCAAAGUCUUAGCAAGUGGAGGAGAAGACGGUACUGUUCGACUAUGGUCCCUUAGUUCAAGUGGAAAAAGAGGGCAGCGUGCUCUGAAGGCUACACUCCAUGGACAUGAAAAACCUGUAAAUUUGAUAUCAGUUUCCGGGCACAAAACAUCACUUUUGGUGACGAUCUCAAGAGAUUCUAAGGUGAGGGUUUGGGAUACGACUACAUCAUCAUCUGUUCGCUCGUCAUGUUGUGUGGGAACGACUUCUGUUCCUGGCACACCUAUAAACAUGAAAUGCCAUGAAUCAUUGUUGUAUGUGGCAUCUGAUUCCACUGUCACUGCAGUUGAUUUAAGGACAAUGCAAAGAGUUAUCACAGCAGCUGUCCAUCAACCGAAGUUGUAUUCAUUCGGCAUUGCCCCUUCAAAAUCUUUAUUAUGCACAGGCGGCGAUGGCAGAGCAAUGCUUUGGGAUAUUAGGAGAAAUCAAGAAUUGUUAAAGCCAAAACCGAUAGCCGAGUUAGACGGACAUUCUGGGCCAGUAACUAACGUGCACAUGGAUUCAUACAAAAUAGUUACUGGUGGUCCUGAUGAUGCUUAUGUAAAUGUAUGGGAAGUUGGGACUGGUGAACAAACAAAUUCAUUGCUUUGCUGUUUAUCUGGUUGCGAUGCUAUGGCAGUAGAUGGGUGUAGAAUCAUCACUGCUGGUUAUUGUGAUCGUUCGGGUCAUUUAAUCUAUAGGGACUUCAACAACGCUACAAGUCCUGUUACCAAACUAGAAAAUGAGCCACCAACUUCAAAAUUUUGGGAUUCUCAGUCUGAUGAUAAUAGUGAUGAUGACUGAUAUGUGAAUAAUCUUGGUGGCUCCCAAAUUGGUAUAUAGUUCAAUAUAUUUCUUUCACUUUGUUUUAUAUGGCAUUCUUGUAUUUAUGUUUAUCCUAAAUUAUAUAGAGAGCAACUUUCACCACUUCCUACAUUUCUAAAAAAUAUAUAUUUAGAAGUGUAUUUUUGAAUGACAUAUUUUGUCAAUGUAAAAUUUAUGUUCUUUUGUCCA